AUGGAGGAAGAGAAUGUCAACUAUGGCACCCCUGCCAAUGGUGCAUCUCCUGGAAGCAAUCCAAUUCUUGCCCAACCGCCUCUGGCUGAUGUGAAUUCUGGUGAAGAUGUACAAAUGGGUGAGGGCUCUUCCAAUGAGCCAGCCAUCAAACAAGACAGCACAACCCCUGCGCCCGCCCCCGAAAACGCGGCCGCGCAGGAUGAGGAGAUGGCCGAUGUGGAUGGCGAGUCCAAGACGGACCAGGCCAUUGAUGGUGAUGCCUCGGGCGAGGGCGACAGCGGCAAGAGCAAGGAGGCUAUCGAGAACGCCGCCCGCCAACACUUAAUCUCCCAGACGCACUCCAUCGUCCUGCCGAGCUACAGCACCUGGUUCGACAUGAACAUCGUUCAUCCCACCGAGCGAAAGGCCCUUCCCGAGUUCUUCAACCAGCGGAACCGGAGCAAGACACCUGCCGUGUACAAGGACUACCGCGACUUCAUGAUUAACACGUACAGGCUGAACCCUGCCGAGUACCUGACCGUUACAGCUUGCAGGCGGAAUCUUGCUGGCGAUGUGUGUGCUAUUAUGAGAGUCCACUCGUUCCUCGAGCAGUGGGGCCUGAUCAACUACCAGGUUGAUCCCGACCACCGGCCGGCGCCUGUUGGCCCGCCCUUCACAGGUCACUUUAAGAUCAUCUGUGACACCCCCCGAGGUCUCCAACCAUGGCAGCCAGCAACAGACCCAAUCCUCACCGACGGCAAGGCGCACGCUGACACGGAUGCCAAGGCCAAAGCCGGCACAGUGCCCAAGAGCGAGUUGAAUCUGGAGCUGGCACGCAACAUAUACGAGGCCGGUGCCAAGGGUGCCAAGCUCAACAAGACUGAGAACAAGACGAACGGCGAUACUCCUACGACUAAUGGCAUCUCAAGCACGUCGGUCGAAGAGCUCACAAAGGCGCCCAUCGCCAAGGUUCAUUGCCAGACCUGUGGAAUCGAUUGUACCAGGAUCUACUACCACAACACAUACGUCGACCCUGCUUCGAACAACAAGAAGAGCUUCGACAUCUGCCCGAGUUGUUUCGUGGAUGGCCGGUUCCCCUCGAACCAGCCAAACAGCAACUUCACGAGGAUGGAGAACCCCACCUACUCUGCUACCCUGGACCGAGACGCGCCGUGGACCGAUGCGGAGCUGCUGCGCUUGUUGGAGGGCCUCGAGAGAUUCGAUGACAACUGGGUCGAAAUUGCGGACCACGUCGGCACACGGACGAAGGAAGAGUGUGUUCUUCAGUUCCUGCAGCUCGAUAUCGAGGACAAGUACCUCGAGGCGGAGAACCCCGUGGGCAUUUCAAUGCUUGGAACCGCGGGUGGUCAGCUACCUUUCAGCCAAGCUGACAAUCCAGUCAUGACUGUUGUGGCCUUCCUCGCCAGUCUUGCGGAUCCUGCCAGCGCGGCCGUGGCCGCUGGCAAGUCUGCAGAGGAGUUGCGGCAGCAGCUGCGGGGCAAGCUCGAAUCGAGCGGUGCUAUCGAAGCUCAGUCUAACGGAAAGGGCAAGGGCAAGGAGACAGAGGGCAACGAGUCGAUGGAGAUCGACAUCCGCCAGGAGACUACCACGACAACCACCACUACCACCAAGACGACAACGACCGCCUUGGCGAACAUCCCCUUGGCCACGAUAGGAGCUCGUGCCGACGCAUUGGCCUCGCACGAGGAACGGGAGAUGACGCGUCUUGUGUCGGCUGCUGUAAACAUCACCCUGCAGAAGAUGGAGCAGAAGAUGAAGUACUUCAAUGAGAUGGAGGCUCUCCUGCAAGAAGAGCGCCGAGAGCUGGAGCGUGCCCGACAACAGCUUUUCCUGGAUCGCCUGGCGUUCAAGAAGCGAGUGCGACGGGUUCAGGACGAGCUGAAGACGGCGGCCGCGAUGGGUGGCGAGCAAGGCGCCAGGCUGGGCCAGGAUGUUGUGAUGGACGGUGACCGACUGAACCUGCAGGCAGCGCCCGUGAUGGGUGGCUUGCAGCCCCUAAGCAGUGGCGGUCCCGUCAAGAGCUACGAGGCGUAG
Messenger RNA from Cryphonectria parasitica EP155, 2034 nucleotides. RefSeq lists its product as uncharacterized. Gene Ontology annotation, molecular function: histone binding; DNA binding. Lineage: Eukaryota; Fungi; Ascomycota; Sordariomycetes; Diaporthales; Cryphonectriaceae. The coding region runs from base 1 to 2034 and encodes 677 amino acids. Gene Ontology annotation, cellular component: SWI/SNF complex. The transcript has 4 exons. Gene Ontology annotation, biological process: positive regulation of DNA-templated transcription. The record is from RefSeq and is a predicted model, not a curated record.